CUAAACUCAUCAGGGCCAACCGAUCUAUCUCUCUCUCUCUCUAGCUCUCGCUCUCCCACUCAAGUGUUCUCUCAACUCUCGAGGCAAUAAUGGAGUCGCGAGUGUUGUCACGCGCCGCCGCCUUCCCGGCCAUGCCGCUGCUCCUGGGGCAGCCGAGGGAGGGGACCAACCGCGGCGGCCUAUGCUUCGCCUCCGCGAAGCCAAUCGGCACCGUCGGGGAGGGCGGGAACCUUAUCUGGGGGAGGCAGCUCCGGCCCGCCCUGCUGCUAGAGAGCUCCCCGGCCGCGUGUGCGCCGGUGGCGAUGAGGCGGGAGAUUCUCCGGCCGUGCCUGGCCGCAGCCUCUUCCCCCGCCGAGGGGAGCGAUUCCGCUGGAGACAAGGUCGCUCCGGUAGGAUUCUUCGACAAGUAUCCCGCGCUGGUCACCGGAUUCUUCUUCUUCAUGUGGUACUUCUUGAACGUAAUAUUCAACAUCCUCAACAAGAAGAUUUACAAUUACUUCCCCUAUCCUUACUUUGUGUCGGUUGUGCAUCUAUUGGUCGGGGUUGUGUACUGUCUGGUGAGCUGGGCCGUGGGCCUCCCUAAGCGCGCUCCCAUUGACUCAAACCUGCUGAAGCUACUUAUCCCAGUCGCUGUUUGUCACGCAAUUGGCCACGUGACUAGCAAUGUCUCUUUCGCUGCCGUUGCUGUCUCUUUCACACACACUGUCAAAGCUCUUGAGCCCUUCUUCAAUGCUGCUGCUUCUCAAUUUAUUCUCGGACAACAAAUUCCCUUCACCUUGUGGCUCUCCCUGGCACCGGUUGUCCUUGGUGUUUCCAUGGCUUCACUCACUGAACUGUCAUUCAAUUGGACCGGCUUCAUCAGUGCUAUGAUUUCCAACAUAUCUUUCACUUACAGAAGCAUAUAUUCCAAGAAAGCAAUGACUGAUAUGGACAGUACGAACGUCUAUGCCUACAUCUCCAUCAUUGCUCUCUUCGUCUGCCUUCCACCAGCCAUCAUCGUAGAAGGACCUCAACUGCUGAAGCACGGGUUCAAUGAUGCAAUUGCUAAAGUGGGUAUGACCAAGUUUAUUUCCGAUCUCUUCUGGGUUGGUAUGUUUUACCACCUCUAUAAUCAGUUGGCUACAAACACUCUGGAGAGGGUCGCACCUCUUACACAUGCUGUCGGGAAUGUGCUGAAGCGUGUGUUUGUGAUUGGCUUCUCAAUCAUAAUCUUUGGCAACAAGAUUUCGACCCAAACCGGUAUCGGCACUUGCAUUGCGAUUGCUGGUGUCGCCAUUUACUCGUUCAUCAAGGCCAAGAUGGAGGAAGAGAAACGACAACUGAAGAAGGCUUGAGAGAUAUGCGCAGAGAAUGGAGAUGGAGGAACCGAUAGGUUUUUACAUUUCUUCAAGGACAUGAAAAUUGCAGGAUUCAUGUACUAUCAUUGUGAUUACCAAGUUAUUUUUUUGUUUUAUUGCUCGAUUAGUUUCUUUUCAUUCAGAGCAUUGAACAAGGUCUAAUGUAUAAUCUCUCUAUUGUCUGCUGAGAAUAAUAAUAAUAAUAAUGCUUCUUUGCUCUACACUCUCCUGGAGCAUCCUUUUA
This is a messenger RNA of Punica granatum (pomegranate), 1581 nucleotides long. The record is from RefSeq and is a predicted model, not a curated record. NCBI's taxonomy places the organism in Eukaryota, Viridiplantae, Streptophyta, Magnoliopsida, Myrtales, Lythraceae.